Molecule: messenger RNA, 3051 nt
Organism: Penicillium soppii
Lineage: Eukaryota; Fungi; Ascomycota; Eurotiomycetes; Eurotiales; Aspergillaceae
Product: non-ribosomal peptide synthetase
Exons: 2
Coding region: 1-3051 (1016 amino acids)
Source: RefSeq, a predicted model, not a curated record
AUGCUUGAUCAGUCCUUCUCCUAUGACUGCAGAGAUGAUAUCGGUCUCGCCCAGCUUCUACAACAACAGCUGAAGCUGUUCGGCGAGGAGGUUGCAAUUGAGAGCGAUGGGCGCUCUAUCACCUUUCACGAGUUGCACUUGAAAGCAUUGGACCUGGUGCACAAAAUCCGCAAAUAUCAGAUUCGCCCCGAAGAACCUAUUGGCAUCCUGACGUCGCGUGGGGCCAGCCAUAUAAUCUCUCAGGUUGCUAUUGUGUAUGCGGGUGCAUCUUGCGUCCCUCUCGAUGGCGAGCAUUCGGAUCAACACCUCGGCAAUCUUCUACAGAACCUGGGUGGUUCGAUAAUAUUGACUAGCAUGCUGUACCAAUCCCGGCUCCCCGAGUUCAAGCACAUCGCUGUCACUCCAGUCUCGGAGACGAGUGCUGCCUUGAACACGAUUGAGGUUUCCAGAAACGGGCCAAUGUCCCGGACUCAUCUCUUCCACACCUCUGGAUCGACAGGAAAACCCAAAGCGGUGCAAGUAUUGGCUGUGGGGCUGGUUAACUUGGUAUUUAACGAAUUCCAACCGGUGCACCGAGGACAUCGCCUCGCCCAUGUCUCCCAUAUUGGAUUCGACGUCUCACUGUGGGAAAUUUGGUCGGCGCUGUUGCACGGAGCUACAUUGGUGGUCUUCGACCGCGGUGACAUAUUGGACCCUUGGAUCUUCACGGAACGGUUAAAAAAAGAAAAAAUCGAUGUGAUGUGGCAGACAACUUCACUGUUGGCCACCGUCGCCUUGACAUGCCCCAAGGCCUAUUCCAACGUUGAUACACUUUUGACUGGCGGAGAAGCAAUCAAUCUCCAAACUAUCCGGGUAAUUCUAGCCAACGGCCCACCACGACGCCUUUUCAAUGUCUACGGCCCGACGGAACUAUCUGUCUUCACUACAUAUCAUCAGGUUUCCGUCGAGGACGUCACCAGCGGCCAUAUACCGAUCGGGAGACCCUUGGGAAACUACGCAGCCUUUGUUGUGGAUGAUGAUCUGCAGCCAGUAUCUGAUGGUACGGUCGGCGAACUGCUAGUCGGCGGUGCGGGCGUUGCAGCGGGCUAUUUCGCUAAUCCAGAGAAGACUGCCAUGGUAUUCGUCAACGUGCCUCAUCUCCCUGUUACCUGCAAAAUGAGCACAGGCUUGCUCUAUCGCACCGGUGACCUGGUGCGAAGGGAUAGGGCAGGAAUCAUUUCCUAUGUUGGCCGCGGAGACAACCAGGUAAAAAUUCUGGGCCAGCGAGUAGAGCUGGAAUCGAUUGAAAGGUGCCUCGUGAAGACAAUGCUUGUAUCCACGGCGGUGGCCAUGAAGGUGGAGGCGGAAGACGAAGGAGGCUCCAUGCUGCUGGCUCUCGGACAAGAUUACCCCCAAGAGAUCAUUCGGAGCUAUCGUGAGCAAGAGCCGCAGAUGAUGGUCCCGCGACUCAACUUGGUGGGACGUCUUGCGCUCACUCGCAGUGGAAAGAUCGACCGAAAAGUUCUUGCCCGGGAGUACAGUGAGCACCUCCAGUCAAUGAGAAGCGCGCGUAGCCAGCUCAAUAUGGCAGACGACGUCGAAAGCCGGCUCCGUACAAUAUGGCUUGAUAUCCUGCAAGUUGUGGGGAUUAACCUCAAAAGUACUGAUGACUUCUUCGCACUUGGCGGUACAUCCUUACAAACGGCCCUUCUGGUAUCGAAAAUCCAGCAGUCAUUUGGCGUUGGGAUUCGUGUGGCGGCGUUGUUCGAAAAGCCCACGUUAAAAGACAUGUGCGAUCUAGUGACUGAAGCUCGGAAUGGAACACACUUGGCCGACAACACCUCCGAUAUGGCGAUUUGGCUUCAAGACUCUAUUCUUGGCAGGGACCUCAGGCCUAUCCCUGGCUCGUUGCCCAAUUGGAAAGCCAAGCUAGAGGGCCGGGUUUUUGUUACAGGGGUGACUGGCUUUGUUGGUGCAUUCUUUCUGGCAGAGCUUGUUGCUAUGCCGGAGGUAAAUAAAGUCGCGUGUCUGGUACGAGGCCAAGAUCAGGCCGAAGCGCUGCUGCGAAUUGAGCGAUCCCUAGAAAAGUAUGGGUUAAGCUUGGGGCCAGUGCAAAAGAGCAAAAUCCUCGCUGUUCCCGGGGACUUUGCCCAGGCCGACCUAGGACUGAGUGGGAAGAACUAUCGAGCUUGGGCAGAGUGGUCAAGUGUUGUGUUUCACCUGGGCGCACAAGUCGACUUCUUGCAACCUUACUCGAGCCAUCGGGCCGCGAAUGUAUUGGGCACCUUAAAUAUGAUUCGAUUUUCCAACACCGAGCGCCCGAAGGCCCUACACUACACAUCGAGUAUCAGUGCUUUUGGUCCUACGGGGAUGGUUAUGGGGGCAAAUACCCCAAUAUCGGAGGAUGAGAAGCCAGCUGCCCAUAUCAAGGCCCUCUCAUACGACACGGGAUAUGCGCAGAGCAAGUGCGUAGCCGAAGGAAUCGUCUGGGACGCGGUCAAGAAUGGGCUGCCAGUAACGAUCCACCGCCUGGGGUUCGUGCUAGGGCAUAGCAAGACCGGGAUAAUUAAUUCAGGGGACUUCUUUGGCCGAGUGAUCCCCGCCUGUAUCCGAAUGGGCUGCUUCCCACUCCUCCCACGGCAGCGAGAGGACUUUGUUUCCGUGGACUGGGUUGUUUCCACCAUUUUACAUAUUGCAUCCAGCCCAGGCAAUCAUGGCCAGGCCUAUAACCUUGUCCAGCCAGAUCCUGCCUCCGUCAUCAAUCUGUCUACCACAUUUGACUUGAUUGACCAACUCGUUGAGGACCGACGCAUGCGAGAAGUCCCAUACUCGGACUGGAUCCAGGCUCUUUCCCUGAACCCUGAUCCCCAGUUGCUUGGUUUGAUCCCUAUGUUAACGGAAAAGGUCAGAGGGGACCUCACCCGGUGGCAGAUGCAGCAAGAUAUGCCUCUGUUUAGCACAGAGAACCUCCAUCGCGCCCUCGCUGGUGCGCCGGACCUGUUGCUUUGCCCCAAUCCCUUAACCCUGAUUCCAAAAUAUUUUCGAUAUUGGUUGCAAGCAGCUAACCUUUGA